ACUUCUCCACAGCCGUUGAAGCAGACGGCGUGAGUGUCGGCGCGCAUGUCACCUGAGAAACGACUGGCUUCACAUCGCACACAGGCCUUUGCAGGAGAAGAAGAUAAUUUCUCUAGCUUUCAGCGAGGCUAACAUUAUCCACAGGAAGUGAAUGAUGAGAAAGCCAGUAGAAAGGUAGACAAUGCAACCUGUAGAGUCAGGCGAUGGGCAGGCCAGGGGGGCGCUGUCCACACCUAGUAACAACGUCAUACCCGAGGAGCCAAUCAGCGAAGCGGUACGACUCACGCUACUGGUGGGGCUGCCCUUCUUUGCCAUUAACGCCAUCAUCAAAAGUAUUCUCAUCUACAGCGUCUUCAGCUGUCAGGACAUGAAGAAGUUCCGCAUCUGCUUGCUGCUUCGCUUCCUGGCAAUCCUGGACUGCCUGUUGAUGAUACUCCUCUUUGGGCUGCCAUGGCUGGGACUGCUGCUGCCCUUCUCUUCCGACCUGGAUUAUGAUAGUCGCGGGAAGCUGUGUGUGGUGGCCAGCUACCUGAAAAUGACCCUCGUGGACCUAGUAACCUACACUUUGCUGCUGGCGGGACUCGAACGUCUGUACUGCCUGGCCAACAAGCCAUACCGCUCCUACUUUGCAAUCGCCUUUGUGUCUCAAAGCCAAUGUCGCAUCCACAACAUCUUUACCAGACUCCUGCUCGUCGUCUUUGUGCCUGUGAUAAUGGCUGUGAACUUGCCCCACCUGUGUGGAAAUUGGCCCACUACAAAGGACAGCAAGUCCGGGGAGUGCCUGAACCCGUGGAGAAUCCUCGGUGACGACGACGAGGAUGCGGCAACGAUUCGCAAUCACACAAUUCUCGGCUACAGUGUUGCCGUGUUUGUCCUGCUCUUAGGGUGGACCCUGAAAUGCACCAAGCCCAAGGCUGCCCCUCGAGCUGUUCCGAAAACCAGGAAAUUGGUCAAAAAGGAGGCAACCCACAAGGAGACGUCCUUUUCACAUCCACCGAUUCCACCACAUGAGGGAGAGACCGCGGACACGCAGCCGAUCAUCCAGACUCCAGCAGGGGGCACUCCUGCUUCCCUCACCUCCACACCAAAGUUCUUCAAGAUCUAUCUAACCGUCCAGAUGUGCAAGAUUCGUGGCCGUGAUAUAGGCUUUCACUUGGUGACCUGCGACAAGACCGCAGUGCCCACCAGAAAACGCGAGGUGGAGUUCGACAAUAUGGUUCUGGGCUACGCCUUGGUCUACCUGAUCUUCCAAGCUCCCCAGAUCCUGCUGCAGAGUAUCGGCAGCAUUAUAGCCGCACACUGCGACCCGUCCACCCUGAUGACCUUAUCCGUCGCCACCGACAUAAUCGCAGGCAACCGUCCAGCUUUCGUCUUCUUCCUCUACACCUUGAUGAGCUUAGGCCACUUCGGCAACAUUGUGGCCAAGAUCAUCACGACCAUUUUUUCAUGCGCAUGCCUUCGCCGCAGGUCAAGGUACGAAGAGUCAAUCACCCUGAGCGUCGUCAACUAGAGAGGGCGGCGAGGGGAGGGAACUUUGUUGUCCGGACAACGGGGGUCAGUCUUUGCUGGAAGCGGUGAGAAAGGUUUGUGCGUUUGCUGAUGGAAUCCUUGCUGAGAACAUGCUCUCAUCCCACGUGCACAGUGAAAGAUGCACAAUCUAGUAAAUGCUAUUUUUAGCAAAUAUUUUAUACUGGAUUUAUUUUCACUUUUUAAAUAAAACUAGUCUGACCCCUAAAUA
Messenger RNA from Pomacea canaliculata, 1738 nucleotides. RefSeq lists its product as uncharacterized. Bases 182 to 1510 code for a protein of 442 amino acids. NCBI's taxonomy places the organism in Eukaryota, Metazoa, Mollusca, Gastropoda, Architaenioglossa, Ampullariidae. The transcript has 9 exons. The record is from RefSeq and is a predicted model, not a curated record.